Astyanax mexicanus (Mexican tetra) is the source of this 2575-nucleotide messenger RNA. RefSeq names its product carboxypeptidase Z. The record is from RefSeq and is a predicted model, not a curated record. The transcript has 11 exons. Gene Ontology annotation, biological process: proteolysis. Lineage: Eukaryota; Metazoa; Chordata; Actinopteri; Characiformes; Acestrorhamphidae. The coding region runs from base 202 to 2184 and encodes 660 amino acids. Gene Ontology annotation, molecular function: zinc ion binding; protein binding; metallocarboxypeptidase activity.
GAAACUCCGGACAGUGAAGUUCACCACACUUUCAUUAGCUCUCUCCAUCCUUUCUGCUUCUGCUGUGUAAUCUGAUAGCACAGUGCUGCUGAGUGUGAGGAGCCAGCAGCAAAGCUCUGAGUGUCUCCCUCAGUGAAAACAGGGCGAGCACACUCUCUGCCUGCCUGAAAACGGGACGGAACAGAGCGAAACUGGACCAAAAUGAGACUUUUGUGGACUUUUCUGUUGGUGAAGACACUGCUGACAGCUGUCUUCAGUGCCCCACCUCGCUGUCAACCGGGAAACUACUUUAGAGGACAUUGCAAAGCUACGAAAGAUGAAAAACCCAAAUGUGCAGACAUCACACUGUCCUACUGCGAUGACAUGCCCUACACCAAGACCAAGUUCCCCAACAUCCUGGACCACAGGAAUCGUGAGGAGGUGGAGACGAGCACAGAGUAUCUGCUGAUGAGUGUGGUCGACUCGCUGCUGAAAGGAGAGUGUUCUCCAGACAUCCGCAUGCUGGGCUGUUCUGUGGUAGCACCAAGCUGUGAGAACUAUAAGAUCCUAAAGCCCUGUCGCAGCACCUGCGAGUCUGUGCACAAAGCUUGUGCACGUGCUUUUGAGAGCAUUAACAUGGCCUGGCCGUACUUCUUAGACUGUGACCGCUUUUUCGUCAGUGAAGAGGAGGGUUGUUAUGACCCCCUGGAAGGCCUGAGAGAGAGGCAUGAAGUGAUGGACAGUCCUACAACAAUGGAGCCCUCAACAAUAAUCCAGUUCACCCAUCACUCCAAUACACAGAUGUUCAACAUCCUGAAGAAGACUGCUGAACAGUGUUCCCACAUUUCUAGAACAUACAGCAUCGGACAGAGUGUUGAAAGGAGAGACUUGCUGGUAAUCGAGUUUUCAAACAACCCUGGAGAACAUGUAUUACUGGAGCCAGAGGUCAAGUACAUUGGGAACAUGCAUGGAAAUGAAGCCAUGGGCAGAGAGCUACUGAUUUACUUGGCUCAGUACCUGUGCUCCGAGUACCUGCUGGGAAACAGCCGGAUCCAGACUCUCAUCAACACCACACGCAUCCACAUUCUGCCUUCUAUGAACCCUGACGGCUACGAAUUAGCCUAUUCUGAAUUACAGAGUGGUUUUGACACAGAUUAUGAUGAGGAUGCUGGAUUCAGUUGGCAAAUAGGUGGCCGCUACAAUGCCCAGAACAUAGACCUCAACCGGAACUUCCCAGACUUGACUUCCCUUGUUUAUAAUCGGCGUAGGCUCAAGCGCUUCCGCAGUGAUCAUAUUCCCAUUCCUGACUCUUACUGGCUUGGUAAGGUUGCCCCAGAGACAUAUGCUGUUAUGAAGUGGAUACGAUCUAUUCCAUUUGUCCUGUCAGCUAAUUUUCACGGGGGAGAUCUGGUGGUGUCCUACCCAUAUGACUUCUCAAAGCAUCCACUGGAAACUAACAUGUUCUCUCCGACUCCAGAUGAGCAGGUAUUCAAGCAGAUAGCCAGAACAUAUGCAAAUGCUCAUGCCACAAUGUCAAACCACGACACAGACAGGUGCGGCGCCAACUUUGUUGAUAAAGGGGGCAUUGUGAAUGGGGCUGAAUGGUACAGCAUAGCAGGAGGUAUGGCAGACUUCAAUUACCUUCACACUAACUGUUUUGAGAUAACAGUUGAACUGGGCUGUGACAAAUUUCCAGUCGAGGAGGACCUACAUACAGGCUGGGAGGAAAAUAAAGAAGCUCUUCUCACUUAUUUGGAGUCGGUGCAUAAGGGAAUAAAAGGUUUUGUGAAAGAUGAAGAUGGACGUGGCAUUAAACGAGCCACUGUGUCGGUCAAAGGGAUCAGGCAUGACAUCACAACAGCUGAAAAAGGCGAUUACUGGAGACUGCUGACACCCGGAAUCCAUAUUGUGACCGCCUCAGCUCCAGGCUACACCAAAGCCAUGAAGAGGGUCCACCUCCCUAAACACAUGAGGAAAGCUGGAAGAGUGGACUUCAUACUUAAAAAGGCUCCAUUAGAUCAAGACCUUGAUGACUUCCUGAUCCCAUCCAUGGGCAGUUAUGACCGAUUUGACCCCUAUAACCAGCUGGAGCGCUAUAGUAUGAGACAAUCUGGGCAGGAAGAGGAGAGGCAGGAGAAGCCCUGGUGGUGGGGCUACUUUGCUCGAUCUAGUAGCCAAAACCCCUCCUGGCUCCUGAGAAACUAGCACCAUCUACUGGUCUGACAGUAUCUUUCACAGUAUCAAACGUCUACACAAAUAAUUGCACCAGUUUUUUUUGCCAGAGAAGCCAAAAUCAAACCUAUAUUGUUGUACCACAAAUGCAUGGUUAUCAAAGUUUUAGUGUUGUCUUUCAAUCUGCCAACUCCUUGUGCCAGAAGGAAUUUGUAAUACAUUUUUAUAUUCACAGCAGGUUCACCUCACAUUCCCUAAAAGGUAAGAUCACAGGAUACAUUGCAAUGUGCUCUAGUAUACUGCCGUAUGUUGUAAAUAGAAUAUAUUGGAAUAUAUUUUCAGUAUGUUAUAUUUUUGUACGGGACCUGCACAGUUUCAUAGCCUAAAUAGUUGUGCAAAAGAAAAAAAAGAAAAAACAAACAAA